Cercocebus atys (sooty mangabey) is the source of this 8469-nucleotide messenger RNA. RefSeq names its product lysine (K)-specific methyltransferase 2B (gene KMT2B). NCBI's taxonomy places the organism in Eukaryota, Metazoa, Chordata, Mammalia, Primates, Cercopithecidae. The coding region runs from base 1 to 8148 and encodes 2715 amino acids. Gene Ontology annotation, biological process: positive regulation of DNA-templated transcription. Gene Ontology annotation, molecular function: protein binding; histone H3K4 methyltransferase activity; DNA binding. The record is from RefSeq and is a predicted model, not a curated record. The transcript is spliced from 37 exons. Gene Ontology annotation, cellular component: histone methyltransferase complex; nucleus.
AUGGCGGCGGCGGCGGGCGGCGGCAGUUGCCCCGGGCCUGGCUCCGCGCGGGGCCGCUUCCCGGGCCGGCCGCGGGGCGCCGGCGGGGGCGGGGGCCGCGGCGGACGGGGCAACGGGGCCGAAAGAGUGCGGGUAGCUCUGCGGCGCGGCGGUGGCGCGACGGGGCCGGGCGGAGCCGAGCCCGGGGAGGACACGGCCCUGCUCCGUUUGCUGGGGCUCCGCCGGGGCCUGCGCCGGCUCCGCCGCCUGUGGGCCGGCCCGCGGGUCCAGCGGGGCCGGGGCCGGGGUCGGGGCCGGGGCUGGGGUCCGAGUCGGGGCUGCGUGCCGGAGGAGGAGAGCAGUGACGGGGAAUCCGACGAGGAGGAGUUUCAGGGUUUUCAUUCAGAUGAAGAUGUGGCCCCCAGUUCCCUGCGCUCUGCGCUCCGAUCCCAGCGAGGUCGAGCGCCCCGAGGUCGGGGUCGCAAGCAUAAGACGACCCCCCUUCCACCUCCUCGCCUAGCAGAUGUGGCUCCUACCCCCCCAAAGACCCCUGCCCGGAAACGGGGUGAGGAAGGCACAGAACGGAUGGUGCAGGCACUGACUGAACUUCUCCGGCGGGCCCAGGCACCCCCAGCACCCCGGAGCCGGGCGUGUGAGCCCUCCACCCCCCGGCGGUCUCGGGGACGGCCCCCAGGACGGCCAGCAGGCCCCUGCAGGAGGAAGCAGCAAGCAGUAGUGGUGGCAGAAGCAGCUGUGACAAUCCCCAAACCUGAGCCCCCACCUCCUGUGGUUCCAGUGAAACACCAAACUGGCAGCUGGAAGUGUAAGGAGGGACCCGGCCCAGGACCUGGGACCCCCAAGCGUGGAGGACAGUCAAGCCGCGGAGGCCGUGGAGGCAGGGGCCGAGGCCGAGGUGGUGGGCUCCCUUUUGUGAUCAAGUUUGUUUCAAGGGCCAAAAGAGUAAAGAUGGGACAAUUGUCCUUGGGACUCGAAUCAGGUCAGGGUCAAGGUCAACAUGAGGAAACUUGGCAGGAUGCCCCCCAAAGAAGAGUUGGAUCUGGACAGGGAGGGAGCCCUUGCUGGAAAAAGCAGGAACAGAAGCUGGAUGACGAGGGAGAAGAGAAGAAAGAAGAAGAAGAAAAAGACAAGGAGGAGGGAGAAGAGAAGGAAGAAAGAGCUGUAGCUGAGGAGACGAUGCCAGCCGUGGAAAAGGAAGAGACAAAGCUGCCACCACCGCCUCUGACUCCUCCAGCCCCUUCACCUCCUCCGCCCCUCCCACCCCCUUCAACAUCUCCUCCACCCCCACUCUGCCCUCCACCACCACCCCCAGUGUCCCCACCACCUCUACCAUCCCCUCCACCGCCUCCUGCCCAAGAGGAGCAGGAAGAGUCACCUCCUCCUGUGGUCCCAGCUACGUGCUCCAGGAAGAGGGGCCGGCCUCCCCUGACUCCCAGCCAGCGGGCGGAGCGGGAAGCUGCUCGGGCAGGGCCAGAGGGUACCUCUCCUCCCACUCCAACCCCCAGCACCACCACGGGAGGCCCUCCGGAAGACAGUCCCACCGUGGCCCCCAAAAGCACCACCUUCCUGAAGAAUAUCCGGCAGUUUAUUAUGCCUGUGGUGAGUGCCCGCUCCUCCCGUGUCAUCAAGACACCCCGGCGAUUUAUGGAUGAAGACCCCCCCAGGCCCCCAAAGGUGGAGGUCUCACCUGUCCUGCGACCUCCCAUCACCACCUCCCCACUUGUUCCCCAGGAACCAGCACCAGUCCCCUCUCCACCACGUGCCCCAACUCCUCCAUCUACCCCAGUCCCACUCCCUGAGAAGAGACGGUCCAUCCUAAGGGAACCCACAUUUCGCUGGACCUCACUGACCCGGGAGCUGCCCCCUCCUCCCCCAGCCCCUCCACCUCCCCCGGCCCCCUCCCCACCCCCUGCUCCAGCCACCUCCUCCCGGAGGCCCCUACUCCUUCGGGCCCCUCAGUUUACCCCAAGCGAAGCCCACCUGAAGAUCUACGAAUCGGUGCUUACUCCUCCUCCUCUUGGGGCUCCUGAAGCCCCUGAGCCAGAGCCUCCUCCUGCCGAUGACUCUCCAGCUGAGCCUGAGCCUCGGGCAGUGGGCCGCACCAACCACCUCAGCCUGCCUCGAUUCGCCCCUGUGGUCGCCACUCCUGUUAAGGCCGAGGUGUCCCCUCAUGGGGCUCCAGCUCUGAGCAACGGGCCACAGACACAGGCUCAGCUACUGCAGCCCCUGCAGGCCUUGCAAACCCAGCUCCUGCCCCAGGCGCUACCACCACCACAGCCACAGCUGCAGCCACCGCCGUCACCACAGCAGAUGCCUCCCCUGGAAAAAGCCCGGAUUGCAGGCCUGGGUUCCUUGCCGCUGUCUGGGGUAGAGGAGAAGAUGUUCAGCCUCCUCAAGAGAGCCAAAGUGCAGCUAUUCAAGAUCGACCAGCAGCAGCAGCAGAAGGUGGCAGCUUCCAUGCCGCCAAGCCCUGGGGGGCCGAUGGAGGAGGUGGCCGGGGCUCUCAAGCAGGUCUCCGACAGAGGCCCUGUCCGGCCCGAAGAUGAGUCGGUGGAAGCUAAGAGAGAGCGGCCCUCGGGUCCUGAGUCACCUGUGCAAGGUCCCCGCAUCAAACAUGUCUGCCGUCAUGCUGCUGUGGCUCUGGGUCAGGCCCGGGCCAUGGUGCCCGAAGAUGUCCCUCGCCUCAGUGCCCUCCCUCUCCGGGAUCGGCAGGACCUCGCCACAGAGGAUACAUCAUCGGCGUCUGAGACUGAGAGUGUCCCGUCACGGUCCCGGCGGGGAAAGGUGGAGACGGCAGGCCCUGGGGGAGACUCAGAGCCCGCAGGGUCUGGAGGGACCCUGGCCCACACACCCCGGCGCUCACUGCCCUCCCAUCACGGCAAGAAGAUGCGAAUGGCUCGAUGUGGACACUGUCGGGGCUGCCUACGUGUGCAGGACUGUGGGUCCUGUGUCAACUGCCUAGACAAGCCCAAGUUUGGGGGCCCCAACACCAAGAAGCAGUGCUGUGUAUACCGGAAGUGUGACAAAAUAGAGGCUCGGAAGAUGGAACGACUGGCUAAAAAAGGCCGGACGAUAGUGAAGACGCUGUUGCCCUGGGAUUCCGAUGAAUCUCCUGAGGCCUCCCCUGGUCCUCCAGGCCCACGCCGGGGGGCGGGAGCUGGGGGGCCCCGGGAGGAGGUGGUGGCCCCCCCAGGGCCCGAGGAGCAGGACUCCCUCCUGCAGCGCAAGUCAGCCCGGCGCUGCGUCAAACAGCGACCCUCCUAUGAUAUCUUCGAGGAUUCGGAUGACUCGGAGCCCGGGGGCCCCCCUGCUCCUCGGCGUCGGACCCCCCGAGAAAAUGAGCUGCCGCUGCCAGAACCUGAGGAGCAGAGCCGGCCCCGCAAACCCACCCUGCAGCCUGUGUUGCAGCUCAAGGCCCGAAGGCGCCUGGACAAGGAUGCUUUGGCCCCUGGCCCCUUUGCUUCUUUUCCCAAUGGCUGGACUGGAAAGCAGAAGUCUCCUGAUGGUGUGCACCGCGUCCGUGUGGAUUUUAAGGAGGAUUGUGAUUUAGAGAACGUGUGGCUGAUGGGGGGCCUGAGUGUGCUCACCUCUGUGCCAGGGGGCCCCCCGAUGGUGUGCUUGCUGUGUGCCAGCAAAGGACUCCACGAGCUGGUGUUCUGCCAAGUCUGCUGUGACCCUUUCCACCCAUUCUGCCUGGAGGAGGCCGAGCGGCCCCUGCCCCAGCAUCACGACACCUGGUGCUGCCGUCGCUGCAAGUUCUGCCACGUCUGUGGACGCAAAGGCCGCGGAUCCAAGCACCUCCUGGAGUGCGAGCGCUGCCGCCAUGCUUACCACCCGGCCUGUCUGGGGCCCAGCUAUCCAACCCGGGCCACGCGCAAACGGCGCCACUGGAUCUGUUCAGCCUGUGUGCGCUGUAAGAGCUGUGGGGCAACUCCAGGCAAGAACUGGGACGUCGAGUGGUCUGGAGAUUACAGCCUCUGCCCCAGGUGCACCCAGCUAUAUGAGAAAGGAAACUACUGUCCGAUCUGCACACGCUGCUAUGAAGACAACGACUACGAGAGCAAGAUGAUGCAGUGCGCACAGUGUGAUCACUGGGUACAUGCCAAGUGCGAGGGGCUCUCAGAUGAAGACUACGAGAUCCUUUCAGGACUGCCAGACUCGGUGCUCUACACCUGCGGACCGUGUGCUGGGGCAGCACAGCCCCGCUGGCGAGAGGCCCUGAGCGGGGCCCUCCAGGGGGGCCUGCGCCAGGUGCUCCAGGGCCUGCUGAGCUCCAAGGUGGCGGGCCCACUGCUGCUCUGCACCCAGUGUGGGCCGGAUGGGAAGCAGCUGCACCCAGGACCCUGCGGCCUGCAAGCUGUGAGUCAGCGCUUCGAGGAUGGCCACUACAAGUCUGUGCACAGCUUUAUGGAGGACAUGGUGGGCAUCCUCAUGCGGCACUCAGAGGAGGGAGAGACCCCAGAGCGCCGGGCUGGAGGCCAGAUGAAGGGGCUCCUGCUGAAGCUGCUAGAAUCUGCGUUCGGCUGGUUCGACGCCCACGACCCCAAGUACUGGCGACGGAGUACCCGGCUGCCAAACGGAGUCCUUCCCAACGCGGUGUUGCCCCCAUCCCUGGAUCAUGUCUAUGCGCAGUGGAGACAGCAGGAACCAGAGACCCCAGAAUCAGGGCAGCCUCCAGGGGAUCCCUCAGCAGCAUUCCAGGGCAAGGAUCCGGCUGCCUUCUCACACCUGGAGGACCCCCGUCAGUGUGCACUCUGUCUCAAAUACGGGGAUGCAGACUCCAAGGAGGCGGGGCGGCUCCUGUACAUCGGGCAGAAUGAGUGGACACAUGUCAACUGUGCUAUCUGGUCGGCAGAAGUCUUCGAGGAGAACGACGGUUCCCUCAAGAAUGUGCAUGCUGCUGUGGCCCGAGGGAGGCAGAUGCGCUGCGAGCUCUGCCUGAAGCCUGGUGCCACGGUGGGCUGCUGCCUGUCCUCCUGCCUCAGCAACUUCCACUUCAUGUGUGCCCGGGCCAGCUACUGCAUCUUCCAGGACGACAAGAAAGUCUUCUGUCAGAAACACACUGAUCUCCUAGAUGGCAAGGAAAUCGUGAACCCCGAUGGUUUUGAUGUUCUCCGCCGAGUCUAUGUGGACUUCGAGGGCAUCAACUUCAAGCGGAAGUUCUUGACAGGGCUUGAACCUGACGCCAUCAAUGUGCUCAUUGGCUCCAUCCGCAUUGACUCCCUGGGUACUCUGUCUGAUCUCUCGGACUGCGAGGGACGGCUCUUCCCCAUUGGCUACCAGUGCUCCCGUCUGUACUGGAGCACGGUGGAUGCUCGGAGGCGCUGCUGGUAUCGGUGCCGAAUUCUGGAGUAUCGGCCGUGGGGGCCUCGGGAAGAGCCAGCUCACCUGGAGGCUGCAGAGGAGAACCAGACCAUUGUGCACAGCCCCGCCCCUUCCUCAGAGCCCCCAGGUGGUGAGGACCCCCCACUGGACACAGAUGUCCUUGUCCCUGGAGCUCCUGAGCGCCACUCGCCCAUUCAGAACCUGGACCCCCCACUGCGGCCAGAUUCAAGCAGCGCCCCUCCUCCAGCCCCCCGUUCCUUCUCGGGGGCUCGAAUCAAAGUGCCCAACUACUCGCCGUCCCGGAGGCCCUUGGGGGGUGUCUCCUUUGGCCCCCUGCCCUCCCCUGGAAGUCCAUCUUCGCUGACCCACCACAUCCCCACAGUGGGAGACCCGGACUUCCCAGCUCCCCCCAGACGCUCCCGUCGUCCCAGCCCUUUGGCCCCCCGGCCGCCUCCAUCACGGCGGGCCUCCCCUCCUCUCAAAACCUCCCCUCAGCUCAGGGUGCCCCCUCCUACCUCAGUCGUCACAGCCCUCACACCUACCUCAGGGGAGCUGGCUCCCCCUGGCCCGGCCCCAUCUCCACCACCCCCUGAAGACCUGGGCCCAGACUUCGAGGACAUGGAGGUGGUGUCAGGACUGAGUGCUGCUGACCUGGACUUCGCGGCCAGCCUGCUGGGGACUGAGCCCUUCCAGGAAGAGAUUGUAGCCGCUGGGGCCAUGGGGAGCAGCCACGGGGGCCCAGGGGACAGCUCCGAGGAGGAAGCCAGCCCCACCUCCCGCUACAUCCACUUCCCUGUGACUGUGGUGUCCGCCCCUGGCCUGGCCCCCAGCGCCCCCCCUGGAGCCCCCCGCAUUGAACAGCUGGACGGCGUGGACGACGGCACUGACAGCGAGGCCGAGGCGGUGCAGCAGCCUCGGGGCCAGGGCACUCCUCCAGGGCCAGGAGUAGGCCGGGCAGGGGUCCUCGGGGCUGCAGGGGACAGGGCCCGGCCUCCUGAGGACCUGCCAUCAGAAAUUGUGGAUUUUGUGUUGAAGAACCUAGGGGGGCCUGGGGAGGGAGGUGCUGGCCCUAGAGAGGAGUCGCUCCCCCCGGCGCCUCCCCUGGCUAAUGGCAGCCAGCCCCCCCAGGGUCUGCCUGCCAGUCCAGCUGACCCCACCCGCACAUUUGCCUGGCUCCCAGGGGCCCCGGGGGUCCGGGUGUUAAGCCUUGGCCCUGCCCCUGAGCCCCCCAAACCUGCCACAUCCAAAAUUAUCCUUGUCAACAAGCUGGGGCAAGUAUUUGUGAAGAUGGCUGGGGAGGGUGAACCUGUCCCACCCCCAGUGAAGCAGCCACCGUUGCCCCCCACCAUUUCCCCAACAGCUCCCACCUCCUGGACUCUGCCCCCAGGCCCCCUCCUCGGCGUGCUGCCCGUGGUCGGGGUGGUCCGCCCUGCCCCGCCCCCACCGCCCCCUCCCCUGACGCUGGUGCUGAGCAGUGGGCCAGCCAGCCCACCCCGUCAGGCCAUCCGCGUCAAGAGGGUGUCCACUUUCUCUGGCCGGUCCCCGCCAGCACCUCCCCCAUACAAAGCCCCGCGACUGGAUGAAGAUGGAGAGGCCUCGGAGGACAUCCCCCAGGUUCUGGGGCUUGGCAGUGGCGGGUUUAGCCGUGUGAGGAUGAAAACCCCCACAGUGCGCGGGGUCCUUGACCUGGAUCGGCCUGGGGAGCCCGCUGGGGAAGAAAGUCCUGGGCUCCUCCAGGAACGGUCCCCUUUGCUGCCACUUCUGGAAGGUGGUCCUCCCCAAGUCACCGAUGGUCCCCCAGACCUGCUGCUUGAGUCCCAGUGGCACCACUAUUCAGGUGAGGCUUCAAGCUCUGAGGAAGAGCCUCCAUCCCCAGAUGAUAAAGAGAACCAGGCCCCGAAACGGACUGGCCCACAUCUGCGCUUCGAGAUCAGCAGUGAGGAUGGGUUCAGCGUGGAGGCAGAGAGCUUGGAGGGGGCGUGGAGAACUCUGAUCGAGAAAGUGCAAGAGGCCCGAGGGCAUGCCCGACUCAGACAUCUCUCCUUUAGUGGAAUGAGUGGGGCGAGACUCCUGGGCAUCCACCACGAUGCUGUCAUCUUCCUGGCCGAGCAGCUUCCCGGAGCCCAGCGUUGCCAGCACUAUAAGUUCCGUUACCACCAGCAGGGAGAGGGCCAGGAGGAGCCGCCCCUGAAUCCCCAUGGGGCUGCUCGGGCAGAGGUCUAUCUCCGGAAGUGCACCUUUGACAUGUUCAACUUCCUGGCCUCCCAGCACCGGGUGCUCCCUGAGGGGGCCACCUGUGACGAGGAAGAGGAUGAGGUGCAGCUUAGGUCAACCAGACGUGCCACCAGCCUGGAGCUGCCCAUGGCCAUGCGCUUUCGUCACCUUAAGAAGACGUCCAAAGAAGCUGUGGGUGUCUACAGAUCAGCCAUCCACGGGCGAGGCCUGUUCUGUAAGCGCAACAUUGAUGCAGGGGAGAUGGUCAUCGAGUACUCCGGCAUCGUCAUCCGCUCCGUGCUGACUGACAAGCGGGAGAAGUUCUACGAUGGGAAGGGCAUCGGGUGCUAUAUGUUCCGCAUGGAUGACUUUGAUGUAGUGGACGCCACGAUGCAUGGCAAUGCCGCCCGCUUCAUCAACCACUCUUGUGAGCCCAACUGCUUCUCUCGGGUCAUCCAUGUGGAGGGCCAGAAACACAUUGUCAUCUUCGCCCUGCGCCGCAUCCUGCGUGGUGAGGAGCUCACCUACGACUACAAGUUCCCCAUCGAGGAUGCCAGCAACAAGCUGCCCUGCAACUGUGGCGCCAAGCGCUGCCGUCGGUUCCUUAACUGAGGCCGUGGUUGCCCACCACGACCCCUCACACCUCCUGCUGCCGUCGCUGCCAUCUUGCCCCUAGCCUGGGGGCCCCCCAGCCCCUCCCAGAGCAUCUCACCCCCAUCCUCAUGUUCAGGGUGGAUGUGGGCAUGCAGGCGACAAGGGCCCUGCCUCCACCCCUCCAGCCCACCCAGCAAUCGCCCCCUUUCUGCCCUGGGGGCCCAGGAUGUAGAUAUUGUACAAAAGUUUCUAAAUCCCUUCUUUUCUAUGCACUUUUUUAUUUAAGAGGUGGGGUCCCAGGUGGGAACCCCCCCACAAUAAAGUCUGUCAAUGUUUGGA